This is a messenger RNA of Pseudophryne corroboree (corroboree frog), 1128 nucleotides long. RefSeq names its product lipid droplet assembly factor 1 (gene LDAF1). The transcript is spliced from 5 exons. NCBI's taxonomy places the organism in Eukaryota, Metazoa, Chordata, Amphibia, Anura, Myobatrachidae. Bases 201 to 701 code for a protein of 166 amino acids. The record is from RefSeq and is a predicted model, not a curated record.
GUAGGCGGGCGCUGUAAGGAGAUCUCCCAGCCCUGAAGGCUGUCCUUGUGUUAGAUCAGCAGCACUGGAGGCAGGGCGAAGAGUGCGUAGGUAAUGCCGUUCCCUCUGGUGAGAGUAUGGAGGAGUCUGACAGGCAGCAGCACUGAGAGCCUGCCACCAUUAAGGACUCUUAUUUGUAGACUGGCGACAAGAAUAUAACCAUGGCCCAUUCAGAAAGUCUGUGUAAAGAGAAAAUGCAGGACUUACAGAAGCAACUGAGCUCUGUCAUGCACACCAUCAAUAACAACUCCAAGGUAGUCGCUUUCAUGAACUCCCCUGUUGGACAGUACCUGGAUGAACGUCCAUUUAUGUCCUUAGCUCUCCUUGUGUUUAUUGCAUUGGCUGCUGUUCCAAUUGGUUUGUUUCUGACUGUGAUUGCUGGGACCGCAGUAGUCGCCUGCCUCGGGGUCAUAAUAAUAGAAGGUGUUGUGGUAGCAGUGGGAGGCGUGCUUUUGCUUUGUGUUCUAUGUGGAUUGGCGAUUCUGUCAUUUGGAGUGUCAGGAGUUCUCAGCGUCUGUUAUUUGGCAGUAUCUAGUAUUCUGAAUUACAUGCACACAUCCAGGUUGUCAUUGAAAGUUUCAGAGCGCUCUCAACCUUCUUCACAGUCUGGAGAUCUUCAUUCUACAAGAGAAGCUUCAAAGGACUGCUGUGAUAAUGACUAGAAAAUACAGCAUGUUUAAUAGCUGUCACUGUGGCCUUUUUCCCACCCUGACUCUUUAAAUAUGUCUCUUAUGACUGUUACAAGAGAAAACAUGUUUACUCUUUUAGUUAAAUACUUAUUUUUUAUAUUUUAGCCUUGGUUUAGCUUCACUGUUCACUUUGUCUUUUUUCAGCCUUUUAAAUUCAGGCUUUUAAGACUGAUUUAAAAAAAAAAAUGUAUCACACGGAAAACUCAACAAAAAUGAUUCACUUUUUGAUCUGGUUUUCACCCAGUGCAGUGUAGUGUAACGUGAGCAGAGUGAUUUGUGCAUGCUAAGGUUUUUUUCUAACAGAUUACAAGUCCUGUUCAAAUGACGCGCACGAUUAACUGUCACAUGCUUCCACAUACGUCUUAGGUAUGUCCAUCCAAUAAAAUGUAUUUAUACUAUA